Messenger RNA from Erythranthe guttata (spotted monkey flower), 1206 nucleotides. NCBI's taxonomy places the organism in Eukaryota, Viridiplantae, Streptophyta, Magnoliopsida, Lamiales, Phrymaceae. The record is from RefSeq and is a predicted model, not a curated record.
UUCUUCCCAAAAUUAUCAACUCUCAUUUACAAACUCCUACUGUGAUUGAUGAGGAUAAUUAUGGUGAUUUUACUGAAGUUUGUAAAACUCUUUUUGGCAAUCGUUUUAAAUUCCUCUCUCAUCUACUUCAUUCUGCUUUCUCAAAAUUUGGGUCAAGAUGAAUUAGAACAUCUUCACACUCCACUUGGCAUGAUAAUUCUUUCUCAAAAUUUUCUAAAAGCUCCUCAUGUCCAAGAUCUUCCGUGGAAUGGAGAUAAUUUCCUCUCAAGUGAAUCAGGUCAAAAUAAUCUUGGUACUGAAGGUGUUGCUCCUCAUGCUGACAACACUCCUGACAUUCUUGUUUCUGUUCCUAGAGAUCUUUUGUUACAACAGCUUACUCAAUCUCUAGAUCAGAAUACUUAUCACCACUCCAUGGUGGAAAUGCUCCAAAAAGCUCUUUCUGAUCAAAAAGGGGGAGAAAAAGCUAGUCAUGAAGUUGAAGCAGGAACAUCUCAUCCUUUGGAUGCCAGAGGCAGAGAGCAAGGUGUUAAUGAAGAAUGAGCAAAGAAAAAGGAUGAAGCUCAAGGAGCAGAGGAAAGCAGUGGAUCCAGUGCUAGUGAUGGAGGAGCAGCAGCUGACACUGAGGAGACUUUGGAUAUUCUGCUCUAAAGUUAUUUUUCUGAACAAUAUUUGUUUUUGUUCAGUUUGUUAUUUUCCUCUGAACUUUUAUGUUAAUGUUGGUUGUCAAAUUCAGGGGGAGUUCAAGCAAUGACUCAGGGGGAGUUAAGCUAAAAUUUAGUUUUGAUCAGAAAGUUAAAAAGGGGGAGUUUGAAACACGUACAUUUUGUUUUUUAACUUUCUUAUUAUUAAAACUAAAUUUUAGUUAAUGGGUUAAGUAUAUGGCUUAGUGGGCUUAGUGGGUUAAAUUGUGAAUAUUAUUUUAACUACCCAACUAACCCACUAACCCAUGUUCUUGAGUGCUCUUGUAGUUGGUUUUCUUGCAGAUCAUGGGCUGAGGAGUGGAUGCUUGGAAUGCCUAUAAAUACGACUUCAAUACUCAAGGAAUUGAUCGAUUCUACGAAAUAAAAACCAAGGGCUGAAGAGAAUACACGAGUGUUUUAGUUAGGUUUUAGAAUCGGUUGUUUGUACUCUUCGUGAGUACAUUCUUUACGUACUUCUCAUAAGUACAUUCUUUGUAGUCUAGAUUGUUUAGUAUAUAUGUUUCUA